UUUGGACUAGCGCACAGCACAGGCCAGCAGGCACAGUUCAGGCCAGUCCAACUCGAGACACAACUGAGGUUAAUGUUUGGCACCUAGAUACCAUGGAAACUAGGUACCCAGCUCAAUAAGAGGCACACACCCCUCGUCAAAUGUGGACUCCCCGACUCGAGAUACCCAUCUUCGGGCCGGCGUCCGCCUCGCCAGCCGUCUCCCUGGGAGCGGCGCGCCUGGAGCUCAAUGCCGCCGGCUCCUACCCCCUCGGCGGGACCACGCCGUCAGCCUCGGAGCUCGGCGACACCGCGGCGGCAGCAGCACUGGCAGGGUCCUCCUCCUCCCCGGCGGCGUCUGCGACGCUGAGGGUCAUGAUCCGGCCCCGCGGCCCGCCCGCGGACGGGUCGCCAGAUUUUCUGUACGCGUCGGGCGAGCUUGCCGAGAUGCGGGAGGCCAUCGUCGGGUUCGGGCGGUCGGGCUUGCUGGACCCGGAGAGGGGUGACGGGUUCGUGUUUGGUGUGCUGAGGCGAGCCGGUGGCGGGGGAGGAGGGGUGGUUGUGGAUGUCGAAAGGAAUGCCGAGCUGGUUCGCCUGGCAUGGCCAUUCAAGUGUGUGUUCCAUCGAGCCUUUGACGAUGUUGUCGGCAGCGUUGCUCGUCUGGGCCAAGGGGGUGGUGAUGGGCAGCACCAGACGACAACCGAGGUGUGGAAGGCUGCCCUCGAGGACGUCAUUGACUGCGGUUUCAGCGGGGUAUUAACGUCCGGGGGACCGGGUACUGCACCAGGAAAUGCCCUCGUCCUGAACGGUAUCGUUGCUGGCGCGAAGGAACGGAUCGAAGUUGUUGUUGGAGGUGGAGUCAGGAGCACGAAUGUGCGGGACUUGGCCUUGGCUAUCCGCCAUGACACCUCGCCAGUUUGGUUUCACUCGUCCUGCCUGACGUCUAAAGAUGGAGGCGAGGAAGUUGAUGGCGAGGAGGUUAGAUAUAUUUCACGGGAAUUGGGACUUCUACAGGGUGAAGGUAGCAAGUCGAAAUGAGUGAUACCCCAGGAGGAGUCGGAAUGAACCCGAAGGUGGACAGUGAGCCCCUGAGAUCAAAACCCGUGCUCUGUGUGAGCUUGCAAAAUCCAUUGCCAACAGGCCAAGGGCUGAAAAUUUGCUCUAUAACCUAGACGAAUCAUUUCCAAAUCACAGUACAGGCUGUUCCAAUUCAACAUUGCAGAGGAGCUGCUCCAUUCUGAUUCCAUUUCCUUGCCCGUCAGGGGGUCCUUUGGGAUGUCGAGAGUGGGGCUCCGGCAGUCUGUGCUCCCCCAACCACGAGGUAG
Messenger RNA from Phialemonium atrogriseum, 1303 nucleotides. Its product is annotated as putative copper homeostasis protein cutc. The coding region runs from base 141 to 1016 and encodes 291 amino acids. Lineage: Eukaryota; Fungi; Ascomycota; Sordariomycetes; Cephalothecales; Cephalothecaceae. The record is from RefSeq and is a predicted model, not a curated record. The transcript has a single exon. Gene Ontology annotation, molecular function: copper ion binding.